AUGAAUGCAACGCAAAUUCGCCAACCCCUUGCUCUAAAUGAAGUCGGUGUCGAGGUUUUGCAGAGAGACGAGGUUGGAAUACAUUUCAUUGUCCGGGUGCCAGCCAAUUUUGUGCGGGUGGACAAAGGCGAUUGUGCAAGGGAGGCUGUCUAUAAUUCUGCACAAUGUAGGCGAGUCAUUUGGAGAACAUCGGACAACUGUAGCCAGCAUCCUGUUCCGAGGCGCAAGCCACUGUCUGCCGGUCCGCUAUGCUCUUUGCACUUUCACUUAUCCGCAAAACAAGAAAAUCAAGAACCAGCCACCCGAGCAAACAUCCUAAAACUCAACAACUUGCACCUGCGCAUCGAAGUGGCGUCGCCAUUACCAGUCCUACUCCCUACUCGGCGCGCCGUACCCCAUGUCCGCUUUGUGAAUCCAGCUAUGCUGGUGGUGACGGUCGCCCAGGAAGUCGUUCGACGCUUGGCAAGAAUUUUCCAGCAGAGGCGCGCUCCAUCAGAGAGGUGUACCCUGGAUCUUCCGGUGGAGAUCAUCCUGAUGAUCGCAAAACAUCUCGACGAAUGCGCCCUGCUAUCUCUUUCGUUGGCCUGCCGGGGUCGCCACGGUCUCUGGGAACGAAGCAGUCUGUCUCUGCCCUUGGCAGAAAAAGAACGGCUGUUGCUAUUGCUUGAGAAAGAUAUUCCAUCUCUCUAUUACUGUCAUCUUUGUAUAAAGCUGCACCACUGGCAUGGACGCUGGAGCAGAUCUAUCGCUCCGUGGUACAAUGAGCGUCUACUAUGCAAGCAAAGCAUUGAGAACCACCUCUGGCUCGCGAAUAGCUGCCACAUCCCUUAUUACCAUGCGCGCUUGGUCAUGAAUCACCAUUUUUACGGAUCCGAGCACGGCUUGCCUCUUCACGUGCUUGAUGAACGAGCCCAAAGCAUUCAUUAUAUAAGAGCAGUAGCCGUAACAUCCCAGCAUGCUCGAAUCUUCAGGGACAAACUUCUAGUACUGUCAGUCAUGUCUAUAAGGGGUCGACAAGGCGACGCAGAAAUGCUCAGAAGACACAUCGAUAAUUAUGGAAACUCAGUGUGCAAACAUCUAGCAAUUGGGAACAUUCCCAUGCAGCUUUCUGAGGUUGCUAAGAGCGGAACCGCACCAGGCCAAUUCCUGGUCUGCGGUCCUACAUUCGGAUCCUGUACCUAUUGUCUGACAGACUAUAGCAUCGAAAUAUCCUGGCAAGGCGAAAGGAAGGGAUACAACAUCGAGUUGCACGUCUAUCGCGGGCUGGGUGACUGUCGCACGCCAUUCAACUGGCAUUGGCCUAGUAUUUUAGAUCAUGGUGAAGAACUCAGAUCAGUGCAUUCGCCAGAUGACAGACCUGGAAUCGUUAGAGAGCAAUGGGAUCAGGCUGGAAGCGUCCCCCAGAGAUGA
This is a messenger RNA of Plenodomus lingam JN3, 1410 nucleotides long. RefSeq lists its product as uncharacterized. The record is from RefSeq and is a predicted model, not a curated record. NCBI's taxonomy places the organism in Eukaryota, Fungi, Ascomycota, Dothideomycetes, Pleosporales, Leptosphaeriaceae.